CGCCCGCGCACCACCGAGACGGCUUCCGGGAGGGGCGGGAGCGCCGCUUCCGGCGGCGGGAGAAGCACUUCCGCCGGGGCGGCUUGAGAAAGUGGGAACCUGGAGCGGCGGCGCGGGGCAGCGGAGAAGCAGUGAGAGCCGACAGUGGUGCCUUGUUCCUGAGCACAGAGGGUGAGAGCUCAGUUCUGACCUUUGGGUGUGACGUUAGUCCAGGCUUAUCCAGGUCGGCUGCUCCUCAGCACUUACCUUUCCCCAGAGGGGGCCCACACGUCUCCCUGCAGGCCUGCUGUUCCCAUGGAUGUCACCCAGGCUGGAGGUCCCAGAUCAGGGUUCUGGCGAUGACCCACUUCCUGGCUCAUAGACGGCCGCCUGAGAGAGGAGGAGAGGAGCCAGUGACCUUCGAGGAGGUGGCCAUACAUUUCUCAAGGGAAGAGUGGCAGUGUCUGAACCCCAGCCAGAGGGCCCUCUACCGGGACGUGAUGCUGGACAAUUUUGGGAGCUUGGCCGCACUGGGAUUUCUUGGCCCCAGACCAGACCUCGUCUCUCGCCUGGAACAGUGGGAUGAGCCGUGGGUUGAGGAGCAGGAGAGACCCGAGUUUCAGGAAGCACGGAGGGGUCCCCAUUGUCCCACUUCUCAGCUCUCAGAUUCUCUCAGAAGUGAGAUCAAGCAGAUGUGUGAGAAUGAGACACGCUGGGAAGACACUGGGUUGUGUGGAGCCCCAGGAUGGAGAGGGUCUUGGGUACCUGGCUGGAGGGGAGCUUAUGGCCUGGAGGGAGCAAGGAAGUCCCUUUGUCAGAAGAGACACGGUAAUCAGCCGUUGGCAACGCACGAGGAAGUGCACGAGCCCGAGAGAGCCAAGGCAGGCGCUGGCUUUGGGAAGAGCUUCCUUCUGGACUUGGAUGGCGUACAGCGUCGCGGCGGGGCGGCUCUGCAGCGUGGGGCGUGCGGGGCGUGUGGGUUGUGCUGCAGGCGGCAGCCAGGCCUCCGUGAGCACCGGGAGCGUCCCGCCGAGGAGCAGCCAUUUAUCUGUGACACGUGUGGGAAAGUCCUGAGCUGUCACAGCCGGCUCACUGCUCACCAGACCGUCCACACGGGAACCAAGUCCUUCGUGUGUUUUGAAUGCGGCCAGACCUUCAGGUGGGUCUCCAACCUUGUGCGACACCAGAGAAACCACACCAGCGAGAAGCCCUUCAGCUGUGAGGUGUGCGGACAGGCCUUCAGCCUGAAGGACCGCCUCGCCCAGCAUCGCAAGGUCCACACGGAGCACAAACCCUACCCGUGUGCGGACUGUGGGAAGGCCUUCAAGCAGAAGUCGAACCUUCUCCGGCAUCAGCUGGUGCACAGCGGGGAGAGGCCUUUCUGCUGCGCGGACUGCGGGAAGGCCUUCCGCACCAAGGAGAACCUCACCCACCACCAGAGGAUCCACAGCGGGGAGAAGCCCUACAUGUGCGCCCAGUGCGGCAAGGCCUUCCGGUGGCCCAAGGGCUUCAGCAUCCACCAGAGACUGCACCUGACCAGGAGGGCCUACGAGUGCGAGCGCUGCGGGAAAGGCUUCCGCCACCUGGGCUUCUUCACGCGGCAUCAGAGAACCCACGGGAGGGGGGAGGUGUAGGAGCGCCCACGGCGCAUGUCUGCGUCUGUGGGCCCUGCAGGAGGCUGUCAGUUCUGACUUAACAAGGCGGGAAGAAGCCGUCUAGGUCCCGGCCUCUCAGGAAAGCCACAGUCAGAGCUCCAGCUCUCCCGAGCAGCUCCCCGGGAACACCGCCUGGAGAAGCGGGUCUGAGGGGCACACCAGGGAGGAGCAGGCGCUUGGGUGGGUCUCGGGCUCGUACCCCUACCCCAUCCCAGCCCCAAGGGCUGCUCAGUGCAACUUUAACUUUCUUACCUUCCUGCCUCUUUCUUGCUACCUUCCUUGUCCGGUCUUUUUCAACUUGCAUCCCAUUUCCGUGUCUUAAGAAAGGCAGCUGUGGGUUUUGCACAGAAGUACAGCCCUUCCUGCAGCCUCUACAGGUGUGACUUAGAAAGGGGCACCUUUGUAAUGUCUUGAGCUUGUCAGAGGAUUAUAGAGAGACCUCCUUUGGUGGUUGGCCAGAACUCAGGACCAGAGUUGUGGUUAGCAGGUCUGCGUGAGGACAGGGCAUCCAUCUGGUGCCUGCUUGGGCCCGUGUGUCCUCACAAGUGUGUUAGAACCCGUCCUGACAGCACUGCUACUCUAGCUCAUCUCUCCAACCUAGGUUAACUCAUGGGUCUAGGUCUUUGGUAAAACAGCACUGCGUCUUGCUUUGUGUGUGUGUUUAUAUUUGUGAACACGUGCAAUUCAGGAAAGCUUUUCUCCCGGUAUUAUGUGACCAGAUGCUUGCGGAUCUGUCGGAGACGCCAUAUGGGUCUGCACAGUCCUUUCAUUCCAGACCCAGCCCUUUGCUCCCAAGAUCACAGCUGAGUCUGUUCACCCGGUGAGGUCGAGCAGUUGGAGCUUCUGGUACUCCGGUAGUGACUAUCUGUCGGACCCUGUGAUGAGUGUGGGAACACGUGGUGAGGAAGGGGGCGGGAGGGCCUGGUUUGGCCCAUGAGACCUGGGUGGGUCUCACCAGACCUGAGUCCGCGUGUGGAUGCAUCACCGAGAUGACUCCCAGCCUGUGAUGGCUCUGCUCAGCCCCAGCCCUCUGCUUUUAAGAUCUUUCUUUCAGUGAAUAAGACCCCCACAGCCACUACCACAUGUUGUGGGCUUUAUGGUUACCAGGGCAACUGCAGGUGCCAUGGCACUGGGGGUGGUGCCGCAGAGCUGAUCAGGUCAGGGGUGGUCGACUGCUCACCAAGGUGACCACCACCACAGAACUCUUCCCACAGCCCUGUCAGGAGAGCCUUGGGAGCUGGUCCUGCACCUUGAAUUGGUGAAUCAAGUCGGGUCUUAGAGCAGUAAGGGGUGGCCGUGUUCACGACGGGG
This is a messenger RNA of Diceros bicornis minor, 2945 nucleotides long. It is a transcript of the gene ZNF707, whose product is annotated as zinc finger protein 707. The record is from RefSeq and is a predicted model, not a curated record. Bases 339 to 1613 code for a protein of 424 amino acids. Gene Ontology annotation, biological process: regulation of DNA-templated transcription. Gene Ontology annotation, molecular function: RNA polymerase II cis-regulatory region sequence-specific DNA binding; DNA-binding transcription factor activity, RNA polymerase II-specific. NCBI's taxonomy places the organism in Eukaryota, Metazoa, Chordata, Mammalia, Perissodactyla, Rhinocerotidae. The transcript is spliced from 8 exons.